AUGGUGCACGCAGACUACUCGAAUCUCAAAUCUGGUGAAUUCUCCAAGGAAGAAACCCUCCAACAUGUUCUAGAUUCCUAUAAGGCAUUAGAAACUGACAACUGGGUGGCAAACUUAUCCAAUUGUUCGUCAUUGAUAUGGCAUGCAUACAAGUCAUUGAGCAUAAACGUCAAUUGGACGGGUUUUUACCUCACUAUUGAAAACAGCAAUGAUCAAACCUUGCCCAAAGAAUUAAUUUUGGGUCCAUUUCAAGGGAAAGUUGCUUGUCAAUUGAUUAAAUUUGGUCAUGGGGUUUGUGGAACUGCUGCUUCAGAACAAGUAACACAAUUGGUACCUGAUGUAGAAAAAUUUCCAGGUCAUAUUGCUUGUGAUGGAGAGACUAAAAGUGAAAUAGUGGUUCCUAUUGUGAAAAAUGGACAAACAAAGGGAGUAAUUGAUUUGGAUUGUUUGGAUCUUGAAGGAUUUGAUAAAGUUGACCAAGAAUAUUUACAGAAAUUGGCUGAAUUAAUUGCUCAAUCUUUGUAA
Molecule: messenger RNA, 525 nt
Organism: Candida dubliniensis CD36
Lineage: Eukaryota; Fungi; Ascomycota; Pichiomycetes; Serinales; Debaryomycetaceae
Product: L-methionine (R)-S-oxide reductase
Exons: 1
Coding region: 1-525 (174 amino acids)
Cellular component (GO): cytosol
Molecular function (GO): protein binding; L-methionine (R)-S-oxide reductase activity
Source: RefSeq, a predicted model, not a curated record